Messenger RNA from Camelina sativa (false flax), 742 nucleotides. RefSeq lists its product as uncharacterized. Lineage: Eukaryota; Viridiplantae; Streptophyta; Magnoliopsida; Brassicales; Brassicaceae. The record is from RefSeq and is a predicted model, not a curated record.
GAUGAGAUAUUUGUAAGUAAGGAUUAGUAUAAAAGAAAGAGAGAUAUAAAACCAAUAAAUCAUCAAGUUUAUCAAAAAGAAAGGAAGAAAAUAAAAAAUGUCGAGUGAUGAGUUCAGGCUGGUUUCGCCGACGAUAGAUAAUGAUGGGAAGCUGCCGAGAAAGUAUACGAAGGGAGGUCAAGGUGUUAAGAAGGAUAUCUCUCCUCCUCUUGAAUGGUACAACGUUCCAGAAGGUACGAAAUCACUAGCCUUGGUGGUGGAGGACAUAGAUGCGCCAGAUCCUAGUGGACCGCUAGUCCCAUGGACGAUAUGGGUAGUUGUUGACAUACCGCCGGAGAUGAAAGGUAUUCCGGAAGCAUUUUCCGGCAAGGAGGAGCAGACCGCUGGUAUCCGGGAAGGGAAUAAUGACCACAAGAUUCCGGGAUGGCGUGGUCCCCUCAUGCCUAGUCACGAUCACCGUUACCAGUUCAAGCUCUUGGCUCUCGAUGAUAAACCAAAUCUUGGUCAUACGGUGACGAAAGAGAGAUUGCUCGAUGCGAUUGAAGGACACGUGCUGGGAGAAGCAAUCUUCACGUGUAUGGCCUAAACACUUGACGGGAAAUAAAAUAAUAUCAUAUCAUAUGCGAAUGUAUUAGUUGGACUAAGAAUUUUAUUUCAUGGCCAAGAAAAUAAAAUUUGUUUGACAUCGCAAACUCGAAGCCUAAUAUUAUUAUUAUCCAAAAGGCCGAGAAAGGUAUUAUAA